ACGCCAUGAGAAAGAAGGUCCCGCCGCCCCCUCCCAUUCCCGAUGUCCACUGGUCCGAGAAUAUGACAUGGACCUUGCUGUCAUAGGUCGAGAAAGACUUGAAAAUAGGCUUGUUUUGUUCAGGAAGCGGGACAAGAAGGAGGUAAGUACCAUCCAGCUUCAGAUCCACGUUCAUUUUAUGACAGUUAUACUGCACUGCUAAUUGACGAGUGGGACUACUAUUGUAUCACAUAAUCCACGUCUACGCAACUGGGGGGAGGUAUAAUUAUAAGCACGGAUAAGCAUAAGCCUUGGGCUUCCAGUUGUGAGGAUCCCUAAUCAAGGCUAGCUCGGAGUCAUAAAAGGGUACUCGAUGCUCGGAGAGGUAUUUAACUUGGCUUAUCGCAGGUUCAGCAAUACAGCAUGAGUCUAUUAAAGAUCCCCUUCCUCGUGGCCUCGGCCAUUGGCAUGCAUAUCUCGUUGAAUUCUCCCUCUAGUCUGCCCCCAUCAUCUCAAGAGAAGGUGGUGUCAGCAUCCGAUUCAAUCGUGAGCCUGCUUCUAGAUCUUCAGUUUCCAGACUUGGUCAAGAUUGUUGUAUGGACGGCAACAUCUGUUGAAGUGGCCAACAUACUGGCCAUGCAUAUAGGUCCUUCGCAGAUUCCCGAGGGCCUCUAUAGUACUAGCGCUGUGCAGCUUUUGCACACACUUCAUCCCACGCCAAUCACUCCCGCUCUCCUUACUGGCAGUCUUUUUGUCACGGUGGGUGGCGUGUUGAGACGAUAUUGCAUGUCGACCUUGGGAAAGUUCUGGAGCUUCCGGCUCAGCGUCAAAGAAGAGCACAGAAUCGUGACAAACGGACCGUAUUCUAUCGUCCGUCACCCAAGUUACACUGGUGCGCUUCUCCAAUAUGUCGGGUUGGUCAUCACGCACGGGAGCGAAGGGUCGUGGAUGAGGCAGUCUGUCUUUCCACAACUGCCUUACAUGAAAGUAUUAGCAGCGGUCCUCUUCUGCACACUUACAAUAGGCGCUUCGACUAUCGUCAAGCGAUGUUCAGUGGAGGACAAGAUGCUGCAGCGUGCUAUGGGAGAGGAUUGGGCGAAUUGGGCGAAGAAAGUAAAAUAUAAACUACUUCCUGGAGUUUAUUGAUGAGACUUUGCUGCCGAUAUCAUGUAAUUGUAGGACACCACUAGUCGUUUAUUUCCCCUGUAAGUGUUAGUAUCAUUAACGAGAUCAUGAUGAAGCCCCAAACAGGGUUUCCUGUCUCUUGCUGAAG
Molecule: messenger RNA, 1252 nt
Organism: Suillus plorans
Lineage: Eukaryota; Fungi; Basidiomycota; Agaricomycetes; Boletales; Suillaceae
Exons: 2
Coding region: 403-1125 (240 amino acids)
Biological process (GO): C-terminal protein methylation
Cellular component (GO): membrane
Molecular function (GO): protein C-terminal S-isoprenylcysteine carboxyl O-methyltransferase activity
Source: RefSeq, a predicted model, not a curated record